Heterostelium album PN500 is the source of this 579-nucleotide messenger RNA. Its product is annotated as Hsp20/alpha crystallin family protein. NCBI's taxonomy places the organism in Eukaryota, Evosea, Eumycetozoa, Acytosteliales, Acytosteliaceae. The transcript is spliced from 4 exons. The record is from RefSeq and is a predicted model, not a curated record. The coding region runs from base 1 to 579 and encodes 192 amino acids.
AUGUUUUUAUUCGAAGAUCCAUCAUUUUAUCAACAAAGAUCCAAUCAAAGAUAUAGACAAAGAAGACAACAGUCUAUUAUGAAGAUCCAUAUCAUUCAAGAUAUUACGAGGAGGAAGAUGAAGAAGAUUAGUACCAAUUGUACUUGGCAGCAACAAUAUCAACAAUACCAACAACAAUUCAAUCAACAACAACAACGACAAAAACAACAACAAGUUAACUUUACACCAAAAUAUAAAAUUAAUGAAAUUGAUGGUGUUGUUGUUAUCAGUAUGGAAAUACCCGGUUUCAAGAAGGAAGACAUCAAUAUUGCAGUACAAGAUUUAACAUUGAUUCUCUCUGGAACCAAGAGUCCUGCAGAAGAAAUUGAAGAUCAAGAGAUUGAUUUUAUUAACUCAACAUCAUCUCCUAUCCCAUCUACUCGUAAGCCAACCGUAAAGAAACAGCCACUCGUCACACCAAAAAAAAUCGAGAGUUUCAGCCAAUCAUUUGAACUCUCAAAGAAUUUAGAUUUGCAUUCUAUCACUGCCAAACAUCAAGAUGAUGAUGGUGAUAAUGAUCAAGAUCAAGAUCAAGUCUAA